Amphibalanus amphitrite is the source of this 3135-nucleotide messenger RNA. RefSeq names its product protein krueppel-like. Lineage: Eukaryota; Metazoa; Arthropoda; Thecostraca; Balanomorpha; Balanidae. The record is from RefSeq and is a predicted model, not a curated record. The coding region runs from base 180 to 1709 and encodes 509 amino acids. Gene Ontology annotation, cellular component: nucleus. The transcript has 3 exons.
AGUUGGGAAGGCGCCGCGUCCGCCGGUGGCCGCACACCAGCGCCGCCGCGCCGCUGCCGCCCAGCACGGCAACCGGCACGCCAGAGCACGGCACACGGCCUACGUCAGCUAUGUGGACGAAACUCAUCUGAAUCAAACUCAACACGGACCGCUCGGGACCGACACCAUCCGGUGGCGGUAUGAAGGAGGAGGCCCCCGCCAUGGAGACAGAGUCGGGCCGGCCGGGCGCCAGCAGCCCGCCGCCGGGGCCGCUGCCCGACCUGGGUCUGCUGCAGCACCUGCCGGCCGCCCACCUGGGCCUGCUGGGCCAGCACAGCGGCCUGCUGCCGCCGGCCGCCCUCCAGGCAGCGCUCAUGGCCAGCCUCGCCGCCCAGCAGGCCAGCCACAUGCAGUACCAGCAAGCGCUGCUGGGGCCGGCGUCGGCGGCCGGGGGACGGCUGCCACCGCACCUAGCGCCGCCACCGCCACACACCACCCCCGGGCAGCUGCUGGGCUUCCAGCAGCGGGAGGCGCUGCUGGCCUGGUCAAAACUGGCCGCGCAGAGCAACGCGGCCAGGUUCCUGGGCGGCUCGCCCGGCCUGCCACACCCGGCCAAGCUGGACGACUCUGGUAUCCAGACGUCGCCCAAGGCUGAGCCGGCGGUGACCAGCAGCACCUUCCAGCAGCCCGGCUCCGGCCUGCUGGGACCCUACUCUCUACCUCAGGAGCUGGCCGGAGGAACCUCGCCGUCUCCAAACAGCGGGUCGCCUCCAGGCAACGGCACCUCCAGGGCAUCAGAGAAGAAGACAAACGGUAAGGAGGGCGGGCGAGAAAAGGUCUUCGUCUGCCAGGUGUGUAACCGCAGUUUCGGCUACAAGCACGUGCUGCAGAACCACGAACGCACUCAUACCGGCGAAAAGCCGUUCGAGUGCAAGGAAUGUCACAAGCGGUUCACUCGAGACCACCACCUGAAGACGCACAUGCGGUUGCACACGGGCGAAAAACCCUACCACUGCGCGCACUGCGAUCGACAGUUCGUUCAGGUGGCGAACCUCCGGCGACACCUGCGGGUUCACACAGGUGAGCGGCCAUACGCCUGCGAAAUGUGCGACUCCAAGUUCUCCGACAGCAACCAGCUCAAGGCACACAUGCUGAUCCACAAGGGUGAGAAACCCUUCAAGUGCGAGAACUGCUUCGGCACGUUCCGGCGUCGCCACCACCUGAUGCAUCACAAGUGCUCGAAGGAGUCAGAGCCGGCACCUGUACUGCCCAUGCUGCCACUCGGCCUGAUGAGCUCUGAGCGCUCGCCGCCGCCCGCGGGUCUGCUGAGCUCUGAGCGAUCGCCACCGCCGCCGCUCACCAGCGACGAGCUGGACGUCGAGGCCGACUCGGAGACUCGCUCGGAAGCGAGCAGCGGCGAGCGGCUGCGCUCGGGCGGCAGCAGCGACGACCGGCCGGUCGACGAGCACCGGCGCCGCGAGCGCAAGCAGAAGGAGACGCGCCGGCUGGUGCGGCCGCCGCCGCUCACAUCCACCGUCACGUCGCCGUUCGCGCUGGGCGUCAGCGUCGGCGGCGCGCCCGAACAGACCGAGCCGGAGGACCUCAGCAUGCGCCGCACCACCGGCAGCGACGAGGAGCCGGAGGAGCGGCGCCCUGACCCGCUGGCCUUCUCGGCCGACAGCAGCCGGGACACGUUCUCCGAGACGGGCGCCCAGCUCGCGCACACGUGAGCUUCACCAGAGAUGUUGCAACCAGCCGCGGCCCUGCCGCAUUCACGGGUAUUUUGUUGACAGAUGCGCAUGUUCCUAGAUUCUACCUCACACACCAGUCGCGGGCUGAGAACGCCUGGUUUUCCGAGCAGGGUUGGGAGCGGGAUCGAGCCGCGAACGAGCCCCUUUCUGGGGCUGCUGAUUAGAGUGCAGUCACUCCGCGGUGGAAGGACACUCGGCGCGCCAUUUUCGCCCCAGUUUCCCUAUGCGCCGGUGGCGUCGGCCGCGGCACCCCCGAGCUGUAUCGAUUGAGCCCCGGGGAGUUGGGAGACGCUGGCCGCCAUCGGCCAGCUGCGGCCCGGCCCAGGUCCGCCGGCCAUCAGUCGUCCAUUACUCAUCGUGCGCCGCCGAUCUGACGGCCCGUUCGCGUUCUCGUUCUCUCUCUGGUGCGCCGUCGGCCGGCCGGUCCCUCUGCGUCCGACGGUAUUGCCAGUUAAUCGAUCGGGCAUUAUAUGCAGGGCAGCGGCGCAGCGGUGGCGGCUGCGGCGGCGGCUCCGUGGGGACCCGCCGCCACCGCCGCCGCCGCCGCAGCCUCCGGCGCCGCUUUUUCGCAGAGCACCGGGAGGCCCAGGGCACUUUCUGGCUCUCGGCUGACCCGUUAAUAAAUAAUCAGCGCCGCCGCACGACUUGGGCACUUGCUGUCGCCGUGACGCGCCGCCGAUGACGCGGCCGGCGCCGGGACCGCACCGAGCCACCCCAGCGGCCCGCGGCGGUGCUCACCCGGCCGAGAGGUUGUUCACCCGGCCUCGAGGACGGUGGCGCGCAUCCUGGCACGCACACGCACACGCAGCGGGCGGUGAAAGUGGCCGCGUGGCUCCUCGGCCGCUGACCCGGCCGGCGCGCGCUAUUUUCGGCGCCGGUUGCUGGCGCGGGCGGAAGUGUUACGCGCGUGUGCGUGGGAGCGCGACCGGUCGGCCGGUGGCCGCACCCCGCGGGACGCCGCUCCCACCGGUCGGGCGGCGCCGCCACGCACAGGUGUCAGCCGCGCACGCACAGAGCACAGAGAGCAGCGACUCAGUGGCGGGCCAAAGUUCAGCUGCGGCGCAUUUUCGAUGGAGGCUUCAAAUUUCGAGAAAAAAAAGUAGUUGGGCCUGGCGCGCAUUUGAGUCAUAUUUCUUUGAAGAACUUCAAGCCACAUAAUUCAAUUGGAAAACAACGUAAAAUCCCACAUCAAAACGUGCCAAAAUCGAAAUGCGGUAGCGUCUCCCAGCUCCCCUCUUAUGUACAAAAUUCCCACUGGAUACAGAUAGUUAGCAGACCUAGUCUCAGCGGUGUGAGCGAAGCUUCCAAUGGGGACGGAGCUGCUCGGCGGAGCUGUGCCAGCCAAUUCCAACCGCUCAGGGAGGUGGAGUCAAAAACAGUCAGUGCGCUCGCCGCGGGCUGUGCG